UUUUGUUCGUUUUGGAUUGCAAAUAGAUAACGCUGCGCGUAAAUCAGCCAAUAAACAAGGAAGAAACAAACGUUAAAAAUGCUGCCCGACGACGACGUUGCUGUUGACUAAUAACAAGAGCGUGUGCGUCUGUGUGCGUGUGCUUCUUGUAUGCCAGUGAGUGUGUGGUGGAGUGCAGAAAUGUUUUCCAGUGGUGGCAGCCAUGGGAUUAGCGUUGGCGUCGCCUCCACUGUGCAGGACUCGGAUGGCUAUGAUUUUACAAAAAACGAGAACGCGGCACGUUGGCGGGGUUUAUUUAUACCAUCGCUGCGAAAGGUGCUCGAGCAGGUGAAUCCCCGUGUGACAGCCAAAGAGGAUGCACUGCACUAUGUGGAGAAUCUGUGUGUGCGCCUAUUGGCCAAAUUGUGUGCGAAACCACUGCCGCAUUCAGUGCAGGAUGUUGAGGAGAAGGUGAACAAAUCGUUUCCAGCGCCCAUCGAUCAGUGGGCCUUGAAGGAGGCCAACGAAGUGAUCAAUUCGAAGAAGCGCAAAUCUCUAUUGCCCACGGAACGUGUGCAUACGCUGCUGCAGAAGGAUGUGCUGCAGUAUAAGAUCGAUAGCUCGGUCUCAUCGUAUUUGGUCGCUGUUCUCGAGUGCAUCUCAGCCGAUAUACUCAAAAUGGCUGCCGAUUAUGUCUGUGCAAUGCGACACAGCGAGAUCGCCAAAGAGGACAUUGAGGUCGUUCUGAAUGCGGAUGGUGUGCUUCUCGACAUGCUCAAUCGCAGCAGCGAACAGCUCAAGUGCAAUGUGCUGCCCAGUCCUCUGUCGCUGCCAGCGCAACGGGCGAGCGCCACCUACGAGGAGACGGUCAAGGAGCUGAUUAACGAUGAGAAACAAUAUCAGCGAGAUCUGCAUAUGAUCAUUCGUGUCUUUCGCGAGGAGCUACUCAAAAUUGCACGCGAUCCAAAGGAGCUGGAGCCGAUAUUCUCCAAUAUCAUUGACAUUUAUGAGGUAACAGUGACGCUGCUUGGCUCCCUUGAGGAUGUCAUCGAGAUGUCUCAGGAACAGAAUGCGCCCUGUGUGGCCAGCUGUUUUGAGGAGCUCGCCGAGGCCGAGGAGUUCGAUGUCUAUAAGAAAUAUGCACACGACGUCACCUCGCAGGCAUCGCGCGAUGCUCUAAGCAAUCUGCUUGCCAAGCCCGACGCCCUGUCGCUUAUGUCUGCCGGCCAUGGUUUCCGUGAGGCGGUCAAGUAUUAUUUGCCCAAGCUGUUGCUGGUGCCCAUCUGCCAUGCGUUUGUCUAUUUUGACUAUAUCAAGCAUUUCAUGGAUCUCAGUACAUCACAGGACGACAUCGAGAGCUUUGCUCAAGUGCAGGGCUUGCUCCAUCCGUUGCACUGCGAUCUCGAGAAGGUAUUGGCCAACUUGUCUAAGAAGCGACUCGUCCCAGUCAGCGGUCGUGUGCGACGCCAAAUGGCUAUUGAGCGGACACGGGAGCUGCAGCUGAAGGUCGAGCACUGGGAUGACAAAGAUGUGGGCCUUAAUUGCAAUGAGUUUAUACGCGAGGAUUCACUCAGCAAGCUUGGCUCGGGCAAACGCAUCUGGAGCGAGCGCAAGGUAUUCCUUUUCGAUGGUCUCAUGGUUUUAUGCAAGGCAAAUACUAAGAAGCAGACCCCAUCGGCUGGUGCCACCGCCUACGAUUAUCGACUGAAGGAGAAGUUCUUUAUGCGUCGCGUCGAGAUCAACGAUCGUGCGGAUACGGAUGAGCUGAAGCACAGCUUUGAACUAAUCACACGCAUACAUUCCGUCAUUGUGCUCUCCGCAGAGAAUGCCCAGCACAAGAGUGACUGGAUGGCUGAUUUGAUUAUGGUGAAUACGAAAUCAAUGCUAGAUCGUAUACUGGACAGCAUACUACAAGACAUUGAGCGCAAGCAUCCGUUACGCAUGCCCAGCGCGGAGAUCUACAAAUUUGCGGUGCCCGACAGCGCUGAGAAUAUUGUAUUAGAGGAGCGUGACAGUGGCGUAGUGCCGAUGAUUAAGGGUGCUACUCUAUGCAAACUGAUCGAGCGCCUCACCUAUCACAUCUAUGCGGAUCCGACGUUUGUGCGCACCUUUCUCACCACAUAUCGGUACUUCUGCUCGCCGCAGCAGCUUCUGACGCUGCUAAUCGAACGCUUCGAGAUACCGGAGCCAAGUCUCGUUUACCAGGAGCAGCAGUCGAACCACAAUGAACAUCAUCACGACAAAGAUGCAUCAGCGACAGCGACGGUGUCAACGGCGGAUAGCGAGAAAAUGUUAAAGAACUCGCAGCGCGAGGAUUGGAAACGUUAUCGCAAGGAGUUCGUGCAGCCAGUGCAAUUUCGUGUGCUGAAUGUCCUGCGCCACUGGGUGGAUCAUCAUUUCUAUGAUUUUGAGAAGGAUCCAACGCUGCUGGACAGACUGUUGCAUUUUCUCAAUGACGUCAACAGCAAAUCCAUGCGCAAAUGGGUAGACUCUGUGCGCAAGAUUGUCGAUCGCAAGAACAAGCAAAGCAAUAAGAAGAUCGUCUAUGCCUAUGGACACGAUCCGCCACCCAUUGAAUACCAUUUGAAUGUGCCCGAUGAGGAGAUAACGCUACUGACGUUGCAUCCAUUAGAGGUGGCAAGACAGCUAACUCUUCUGGAGUUUGAGAUGUACAAGAAUGUGAAGCCAUCGGAGCUGGUCGGCUCGCCGUGGACCAAAAAGGAUAAGGAGUUAAAGAGUCCCAAUCUGCUCAAGAUUAUGAAGCAUACGACAAAUGUGACGCGCUGGAUCGAAAGGUCCAUCAUGGAGGCGGAGAACUUCGAUGAGCGGCUGGCCAUUAUGCAGCGCGCCAUUGAGGUGAUGAUGGUGAUGCUGGAGCUGAACAAUUUCAAUGGCAUCCUAUCGAUUGUUGCUGCCAUGGGCACAGCGGCUGUGUUUCGACUGCGUUUCACGUUCAAUGCGCUGCCGGAGCGGCAUCGCAAAUUCCUUGACGAGUGCCGUGAACUAAGCGAAGAUCAUCUCAAGAAAUACCAGGAGCGCCUACGCUCCAUUAAUCCGCCCUGUGUGCCAUUUUUUGGUCGCUAUUUGACGAACAUCCUACAUCUGGAAGAGGGCAAUCCGGAUUUGCUGACCAACACCGAGUUGAUUAACUUCUCCAAGCGACGGAAAGUAUCGGAAAUCAUUGGCGAGAUUCAACAGUAUCAAAAUCAACCUUAUUGCCUCAACGAGGAGCCCACAAUACGGCACUUCUUCGAGCAGCUCGAUCCAUUUAACGGACUCUCCGACAAAGAAAUGUCCGACUAUCUCUACAAUGAAAGUAUGCGCAUUGAACCGCGCGCCAGCAAAACAGUACCCAAAUUUCCACGCAAAUGGCCGAACAUUCCGCUCAAGUCGCCAGGCAUUAAACCGCGUCGUCAAAACCAAAGCAACAAUAGCAGCAAGCUGUCCAGCAAUGUGCCCGUUAACGUGGAGCCACCAAUGCCAGCGGCGGCAGCAACAACAACAACGACGACGGCGACAACAGCAGCAGUCACAUCCAGCAUCGGCGAGCAGAGUCCGCAGCAUAAUCCGCAUGCAUAUUCCGUAUUUGCGCCUGUCAUCAUUCCAGAGCGCAAUGGGGGUAGCAGCUGGAGCAGCGUUGCGCCGCAUCGGACACCUGACAAUGGUGAGGUGGCGCCGGCGCCGCAUCUGCCGCGUAAGCCGGCGGCGCACGUAUGGACACACAACAGCGCGCCAGCGGAUGUGUUUAGUCCAGCGCUGGCGGAGACACAGCCCUCAGCAGCAGCUGCCGCAGUUGGAGCAGCAGCCGCUGCAGCUGCCGGCGGCUGGAACAACAUAUCCGAUUGCUAUGUCAUCUCGGAUGCAAGUUCGGAUGUGUUGCCGCCAUCGCCGCUACCCAAACUGAUGAUAAGUCCGCGGCAUGAGGCGACGCCGUUGCCACCAGCACCGCAAGGUAGCAGCAAUCGUUCACCAUUCCAUGGACGCACUGCACACACGCAAUACAGUCCGACACACAGCAUUGCCAGCACAGUGACGCUCAUUGGAGGCGGCGGCAGCGGCAGUGGCGGUCUUGGAGAUGUGAGUCCACAAUUGGGCGGCUUCUAUUACAACAGCGAGCAGAGCCAUGGCCAGGCGGCCGGAGUGCCCAUAUCGCCGCAUGUCAACGUGCCCACUGCAACCACACUGGAGUACCGAGCAGUGCCGCCACCACUGCCACCGCGUCGCAAGGAACGCACGGAGAGCUGCGCGGAUAUGGCACAAAAGCGUCAAGCGCCCGAUGCACCCACACUACCUCCGCGCGAUGGCGAGCUGAGCCCACCACCCAUACCGCCCCGACUCAAUCAUUCCAUGGCAGCGGGCUAUGCACGUCAGCCAAAGGAGUUUGUUGGCAGAAGCAGCAGUUUGCUGCUACCUCACACGAGCAGUAUUAUGAUACGCCGCAAUUCGGCAAAGCAGCCAUCGCUGUCCGUUAAUGCGGCUGCUGUAACGGGCAGCGGAUUGGGUGUCACCAAUGCCGCAACAGCGGAAUCAACUGGCAUGGCCAGUGAUGAGCAGCUGCAGCAACCGCAACUGCUGCAGCAGCCACCGCAGUCGAUCUCGCCGGCGUUGAGCUCCUCGACGACCACAUCUCCCAUGACACCAAUGACGCCCAUGUCCCCGUACAUUCCCAGCACCAUUGACGCCAACACGUCGAGCAGCUACCAGCAGCAACAGCAGCGCCUCAGGCCACAACAGCCGCAAACACAGCAGUCAGUUGCUUAUACACAGCAUCAACACCAGCAGCACCAGCAGCAGCAACAACAUCAUCACCAGCAUCAUCAGCAUCAUACGCAUACACAUCCACAUUCUCAACAUCAGCAUUCAUCACAGCACCCGAACAGACGCUCGUCUCCAAAGGAAUUCUUUUCGAUUGCCACGAGCCACGAGGGCACACCCAAACUUCCACCAAAACCUAGUCUAAGCGCAAAUUUAUACAACAAUCCAGAUAAAGGUACGAUGUUUCUUUACCCAAGUACAAACCAAGAUUAAUAUUUAUUGCCUGGCGAUGUGUGAUAGGACAAACAAAACAAAAACAAAAAAAAAAAAAAAAACGAGAGAACCGCAGAUAGGAGAGAAAAUAACGUUAAAUCGUGGCAGCAAAUGCAUAGGAAAUGUAAAAGAUAGAUACAACAAAGAAAAGUGUAUAUGUAUGUUUAUUUUAUGAGAUAUAGCAUGGAACGAGUUAAAUGCGACGAUUUUUAUUAUUCCAAACUCAAAAAUGAAAAACAAAACAAAUACAAAUU
Molecule: messenger RNA, 5261 nt
Organism: Drosophila grimshawi
Lineage: Eukaryota; Metazoa; Arthropoda; Insecta; Diptera; Drosophilidae
Gene: Sos
Product: protein son of sevenless
Exons: 6
Coding region: 151-5007 (1618 amino acids)
Biological process (GO): positive regulation of GTPase activity; Ras protein signal transduction
Cellular component (GO): plasma membrane
Molecular function (GO): protein heterodimerization activity; guanyl-nucleotide exchange factor activity
Source: RefSeq, a predicted model, not a curated record